UAAAACAAAGUAACUGCAUAGUCGAUUUGAAGUGCAAUAUGCAAGUAUGUUUAUAUAUACAUAAGUUGUUCUUCAUUGUUUUCACAUAUCAAAUAAGUACGAAAGUUAAUGCAAUACGUCAUAAUCGAUCAAAACAAAAUCAUAAAAAUAAAGUCUUGCGAGACAAAAUAAGAUCAUUUUUGGAUUUCACAAACCACGCUACUUCUGUACAAUUUAUUGAAAUGUCUCGUCCUCCCGAAGACGAUACUGCAAGAUGGGCAUUCUUUAUAAAUCGUCAAGGCCUGCUCAGUUGCGAUGACCAUCCAUUCCACAGCUUUUCAAGUGUAGGGGUGCAGAAAAUAGUUUUAGGAUAUGAUUGUUUCAUUACCACAAGCGUAUUAGCUGAUAUAGUACUGUCUCUUAUAGGAGUUCCACCGCAGCAUAAUGCACCAAAUAGAGAUGAUUACAUAGUCGUAAACAAAGAAAAUAUAUUACCAGAAAAACUACAUUUAUUUGAAAAAUUAAAAGAUGACGAGUGGUUAUUUUAUGAUAUUGACUAUGAUUUCAAUAGCGCUGGCCAUUUUGGGCCCCAUAAACAUACCACCAAUGGAUUUUCCACGAUAGCACCAAAGAUUGAAAACUUUAAAAUACGUAUUGGCGAUAGUAAAGGUUUCAGUUUAUAUGACAUCAUCAAAAUAAAUUUGCUCUAUAAUUAUAUUUCUAAAUAUAAAGGAGACGAGAAAAAAACAUUGUCUAAAUGUGACAAACUAUUUGAGCCUGGUGAAAUGUUGAACCAUGUAAAGUUAGCUGUUGAGAUUAAAAAUCCGAAACCAAGAAAAAAGCCUAGUAAAUAUCUAGUUUUACCUGUUGAAAAUGAUAAUGAAAACAAGAACGAUAAAAAUAUUAACGAAAGUAGCGAAGAAAGUGAUAAUCAAGAUACUAAUUUGAUGAUUGUUCCUUUGCAUGGUCGCCAGAUUCACCCAUUAAAAGUAAAAUCAAAAAUGGAAUUACUCGAAUUAUCUGAUUAUGGAUCUGAUGACUCUAAAUUUGAUCCUAAGAAAUUUCGGGGUGUUGGAUGA
This is a messenger RNA of Leptidea sinapis, 1058 nucleotides long. RefSeq lists its product as uncharacterized. Gene Ontology annotation, molecular function: metalloendopeptidase activity. The transcript has 6 exons. The record is from RefSeq and is a predicted model, not a curated record. Gene Ontology annotation, biological process: proteolysis. Bases 39 to 1058 code for a protein of 339 amino acids. NCBI's taxonomy places the organism in Eukaryota, Metazoa, Arthropoda, Insecta, Lepidoptera, Pieridae.